Ornithorhynchus anatinus (platypus) is the source of this 8921-nucleotide messenger RNA. RefSeq names its product crumbs cell polarity complex component 2 (gene CRB2). Gene Ontology annotation, molecular function: calcium ion binding. The record is from RefSeq and is a predicted model, not a curated record. The transcript has 12 exons. Gene Ontology annotation, biological process: heterophilic cell-cell adhesion; establishment or maintenance of epithelial cell apical/basal polarity. The coding region runs from base 359 to 4264 and encodes 1301 amino acids. Gene Ontology annotation, cellular component: protein-containing complex; plasma membrane. NCBI's taxonomy places the organism in Eukaryota, Metazoa, Chordata, Mammalia, Monotremata, Ornithorhynchidae.
CAAUGCCAGCCUCGCCAGCGGCUGCUCCUCCUCCCCGUGUGCCCACGGAGGCCGCUGUGAGGACACAGGCCCCGGAAGCUACGCCUGCACCUGCCCCACAGAGCCCCUGGCUUACACCGGCCUCCGCUGUGAGCGACUGUUUGACGCCUGCGAUGGGCGGGUCUGCCCAGGGAAUCAGACUUGCAGCAGCUCCCCCGGGAGCCUGGAUUUCCGGUGCGACUGUCCCCCCACCUCCCCGGGCUCUGGUUGCAAUGGGAGCGAGUGUCCGCCGGGACCCAGCGGGCCUGCUUGCCAGGGUCCGUGUGCCAGCCAGCCGUGCCAGGGUGGGGGGACUUGCAUCCUGGUUGGGGACAAGCUCAUGUGCCACUGCCCGGCCGGGCUCACCGGCCCCUUGUGUGAGGAGGAUGUGGACGAGUGUGCCUCUGGUCCCUGCCAGAAUGGGGCCAUCUGCCUGAACGGACUGGAUGCGUAUCUGUGCUACUGUGUGCCCGGCUUCCAGGGUGCCCACUGUGAGAUCGACAUCGACGAAUGUGCCUCCAGGCCCUGCCGGCACAAUGGCACCUGUCUUAAUCACAUGGACCACUACCAGUGCCAGUGCCCAAUCGGCUAUACAGGGGCCAACUGUGAAACUGAAAUAGAUGAGUGUGAAUCAGACCCUUGUCAGAACGGGGGCUCAUGCUUCGAUGGCAUCGGAUUCUACCGCUGUGCCUGUGGCCUGGGGUUCGAGGGAGACCAUUGCCAGGUGGACAUUGACGAGUGCCAGAGCCAGCCCUGCGCCCACGGGGGCAGGUGCCAAGACCUUGUCGCCAGGUUCCUGUGUGACUGCAGUGACACCGGCUACGAGGGGGAGCGCUGCGAGGUGGAGGUCCUGGAGUGCGCCUCUGGCCCCUGCCUGCACAAUGCCACCUGCCUGGAGGGUGUGGGCCAUUACCGCUGUGUCUGCUGGCCAGGUUACAGCGGCGAGCACUGCGAGAUGGACGAGGACGAAUGUGCGGGGAAGCCCUGCCUCCAUGGGGGGCUGUGCCUGGAGCGCUCCAACCAGUCAUACUAUGGGGGAGCCCUGCCUGGCUUCCCCCAGGACUUCAGCUACAACAUGGCAGCCGGCUUCAUCUGUCAGUGUCUGCCGGGGUAUGCAGGAGCUGACUGCUCUGUGGACGUGGACGAGUGUGCGUCCCGGCCGUGUGUGAACGGAGGGCACUGCCAGGACCUGGUGGCUGGAUUCCGGUGCCACUGCCUGCCCGGUUACAGCGGUGUGACGUGCAUGGUGGAUGUGGAUGAGUGUGAGGCUGGGCCCUGCCAGCAUGGUGCCACCUGUGAGGACGGUAUCGCUGACUACGUGUGUCACUGCAUGCCUGCCAGGGAGGGCAGCCCCAUAUGGGGUGGGAAGAACUGCUCCGUGGAGCUCACUGGCUGCUUGGAUCACUUGUGCCAGCACGGGGCCCUGUGUGCCCCAACUUACAAGGCGGGCAUCCACAGCUAUGUCUGCCACUGCCCACCAGGCUUCCAUGGUCCCACCUGCUCCACACCCACAACUUUCUCCCUGGGGGGUGGGAGCGCCCUGCCUGUGGAUGGGGCCGGGGGGGAGCCGGGCACAGCCAGCAUCUCCCUGAGGUUCCGCACUACUCUGCCAGAUGGCAUCCUCUUUGCCCGAGGAGAUGCCAUGGAGUGCCUGAUACUGGAGCUGGCGGAGGGUGUGCUGCAGGCCUCCUUGCUGAGGAAUGGCUCAGUGCAUUCUGUCUCCCUCCGGGGCCUCAUGGUCAGUGACGGGCACUGGCACCAGGUCGGGGUCCUCCUGGGGGAUGCUCUGGAGCUACAGCUCUGGCACGAGGGCUGCAGCCAGGGCCCCUGCAGGGACAGCUGCUCAGUUGGGACCCGGACAGCACCUACCUCGCCCACCUCCCUGAGGACCUACAUCGGGGGUGUGGGGCCCGAUUCCUGGGCUGGGGGACUGCGGGUCAGGCCCUGCUUUGUGGGCUGCCUGGAGGAUGUCCAGGUGGACCUCAGGCCGCUCCUGCCCCAGGAACUGUCCAGCCUCCAGCCUUCACCACCACUUCAGCUGGGCUGCAACAGGACCGAGUGGUGCAGUGGGCAGCCCUGUGCUCACGGAGGUCACUGCCGCGAUCUCUGGACAUCCUUCCACUGUGACUGCCCGCGGCCAUACAAGGGGACCACAUGCUCCCAGGAGCGGCUGGCGGGCACGUUUGGCCGGGAGGGAGCUUCCAGCUUCGCCUCCUUUGGGAUUCCUGCGGCCCUGGGACCCAACUUCAACCUGUCCUUCUUUCUCCGCACGCGCCAGCCCGAGGGCCUGCUGCUUCAGGCCCACGAUGGCUCAGGGCCCCGGUUCUCCGUGUUUCUGGCCGGCGGGCAGGUUCACGUUGAGGCCCCAGCUGCCCACACGGUGACGCUGCCGGGAUUCCUGGCCGAUGGCCUCAGGCACCUGGUGACCCUGAACUUUCGAGAGAGCCGGGUCCUGAGCGGCCCGCUUGAGCUGGGACAGUUGGAGGCUGCAGUCACAGGGACGGACUGGGAUCUGCAUGUGGGCGGGCUGCCUACCCCAGCCCAAGCCGACCAGUGGGGUGGGGGCUUCAAGGGCUGCCUGCAGGACAUCCAGCUCAACCAGCAACCUCUGGAGUUCUCUCCACCAGUGGGCACGGGUAACUCAACUGUGGUCAAGGGGGCAUACCUGGCCCAGACCUCCAACCUCACCCUUGGCUGCCUUUCGGACAACACCUGUCAUCCUGACCCGUGCCAGAACGGCGGCACCUGCACCAUCACAUGGAAUGACUUCACGUGCCGCUGCCCAGUGGGCUUCAUGGGGCGCUUGUGUAGGGAGAAGGUGUGGUGUCUGAGCAAGCCCUGCCCCCCAGCCACCACCUGUCUGGAGGUUCCAGCGGGUUACGUCUGUCUAGCAAAUGCCACGUUCCAGGGCCAAACAGUGGCAGAGUACACCAGCAACGUGUCGGCAAGUCGGGUGCUGACCAGUCUCUCCUUGGGCUUCCGGACCCGCGAUGAGGACGCGAUCCUGCUGUCAGCUUCUGGGCCUGUGGACUCAGUCCUCGUGGCCCUCCACCAUGCUGCCCUGGAGGUGGCCAUCCACAGUGGCAACGGCGUGGAGGGGGCCACGUUCCAUGGCCGGGCCCCGGUGUCGGAUGGAGCUUGGCACUGGCUGGCACUGACCAUGGAGGAGCCUGCUUCUGCCGCCUCAAGGUGGCUGGUCCGGCUGGACGGGGCCCCAAACGCCAGCCUGGAGGGUGCUGCGGGAACCCUGGACUUCCUAAAGGAUGGUGUCACUGUGGUCCUGGCCAGAAACUUCACCGGCUGCCUGGGCCGGGUGGCCAUUGGGGGUGUAGACCUGCCAUUUGUCCGGCCGGGACUCCGGCCUCCCCCCCAGCUUGAGCAGUUCCUCCUGGUCACUGGCAGCAGCAGCGGUGAUGGCAGCCCACAGCUGGGCUGCCAUGGGGCCCCGGUGUGUGCCCCCUCACCCUGCCUCCACGAUGGCAUGUGCCACGAUCUGUUUGACGCCUUCGGCUGCAGCUGCGUGGCCGGCUGGGCAGGCCCGCGGUGUGAGGUCGAUGUGGAUGACUGUGCGUCUGGCCCCUGCGUCCAUGGGCUCUGCGUGGACUUAGCAGGCAGCUACCAGUGCCACUGCAGCCCCGGCUUCAUCGGCAGGGACUGCGCAACUAAUGAGGAUGAUUGCGUCCGGCACCACUGCCUGCACGGGGGCACCUGCGUGGAUGGCAUCGGUGACUACUCCUGCCAGUGCCCUGCCCACUUCACUGGCCCACACUGCGAGUGGCCCUUUCCGCCGGAAGAGUGUGGCAGGAACUUCACCUGCCUGAAUGGGGGCAGAUGUACCCAGGGCCCUUGGGGAGCCAACUGCAGCUGUCAGGCAGGAUACGCUGGAUGGAGAUGUCAGAUCAAUAUUAAUGAUUGCGAUCCCAACCCUUGCCAGAACGGAGGGACCUGCCAGGAUGCCGUGAACAAGUACAAGUGCGUGUGUGGCAGCAGCUUCACAGGCGAGCGCUGUGACGUGGAUAAAGGAAUGUUGGGAACUUUCUUUCCCUUCCCUUUGUUAGAAGUCGCAGUCCCUGUGGCCUGUGGAGGUCUGCUGCUGCUGGUCAUUGGUCUUCUGUUUGCCAUCCUCACUGCCAGGAAGAGGCGGCAGUCAGAAGGCACCUACAGCCCAAGCCAGCAGGAGGUGGCGGGGGCCCGGCUGGAGAUGGACAGUGUCCUUAAAGUGCCGCCUGAGGAGCGUCUGAUCUAAUCCUCACCGCUGCUCCGCUGUACAGCCUGCUGGAGCACCCACAAGCCACAGAGAACUGCUACUUGUUCUGCAUCCUGAUGCCAGGCUGGUCAGCGGGGAUGAAUCUGAGGCCAGGCUUGAUGGGAUGAGUCCUGGCUGGCUAGCUGGCUGGCUGGCUACCAGGCUGGCCAGCUGGGGCUAGGGAGCAGGAGGACAGAGCAGCCAUACACAGCCUCCUCCUUCCAUAAGAGCCACAGACCAAACAUCUGGAAACCUGCAGGCCUGCAUGCCAUCCUGCAUAGGGCCUAACGGUGAUCUCUUUCUUCUCAGAGGGCAGGGAGGCAGCUGGGCAGCCAAGGAAGAUGCUUCAUAUGGGAGUAGAUCAUCUCUGCCAGGUGCUCAGUGGCUUGGCUGGUGGUGCUCUGUCCCCUCUAAGCAGCAGCCGUAGCAGCAGGUCCUGCACUCUCACCACAGAGUCGGUUUGGCUGAAAUAGAAAAAGUGAACUCUUGCUGGUUUAAAGGGGAGGGGAUCCAGUUUACCUGAGGCUGUGAGCAUCCCUUCUGCCCGCUUAAGAAAACCCCCAGAAAGACAGAGCAAUGCCCCAGACAUGGCAUCCACUCCUUAGCCACGACUGCCGAGAGGUAUCUACUGUGCCAAGCGGGCCUCUGUCUCCCCUCAUGGCAGCACCAGUGGCUGAGUAGGGCCUCCUCUUCGGGGGUGGAGAUUGUUGUCUUCACAAGACUCAUAUGUGGCCUUCGGGACACGAGUUAAAUGCAGCUUCCCGCGGGGGGAUCCUCUGUCUGCCUGUUUAGCUCUCAUCCUGACCCCCACCAGCACUCCCUUCACCCUGGAAGAGAAGAAGAGGGACAGACUUGAGCCUCCCUGUCCCUCUCUGUUCUACCAAGAUGCUCAGGUGGACCCAGCUCAGACUCAUCUCUGCCUCAGGUGUUGUGGAGGCAGUAUCGACCAUCCUUCUCUCAAUCAUUGUUUUACUGGUAACCACAGGGAGGAGGGGAGCCUCUCAGGGAACCUACAGUCCCAAGGGCAUGAUGGGGUCCAGGUAGGGAAGGAGAAUGGGCCUAAGGUGCUCAUCUGAUCCAUGGUGCCUAUGGAAAAAAUUAUGGAACUUGUAUUAUCCCCAUUACUUACAACAGUCUUGAUAUAAAGCAAGUGCUUAACAAAUGCCAUAAUAAUAAUAAACUCUGGGAUGGAGGUGGUGUGCGUGUAUGGGUGGGUGUGAAUGUGAGGGACAAUCCUGAGUUGUUGACCACCUGCCCUCUCCACCUUGCCCAGGGGGACUUACCCAAGCCAGGAUCCGCAGGGGCUGAGUUGGGGGACAGUCAGAUCAGGGAAUAUUUAAGAUGCCUUAAACUGCUGUGUAGCUGCAAUGCAGAAGCUGACAACCCCUUGAGUCAGAGGGAGAGUGUGACCCUCCACCUCUUCCUCCCCUCAUUCCCCUACUGUUCUGCUCUUGUGGCCAUGGAAGACUUGGUCAGCCAGGAUCUCCCUUUCUCCUCUCAGCAUAUACUCUUUUAUAUGGACCUUUAGUGCAUCUCAGCCAGCAGCCAGGGUCAGAGCUGAAAAAUAAAGAUCAGGGAGACCCAAUUAACCCAGUAAGUGUUUUAUUUCAUUGCUUAAUCAAUGAAAAGUGCAAUUCCAAAGAUUGAUUCUCUCCAGUCUGUGGGAGGUGCACACAAGUCACUUAUUCCAAGACUUCUGAUCUGCUAGCCCCCUUCCAGGACAACAAGUUUCUUUAGGAAACACACACCCACACAUACAUAGGUACAUAUGCACAUACAUAUAUACCCAUAGAUUAUGUAUACAUAUGGGAGGGUAUUCAUUUGGAUCCAUAUGUCUAUAUAUGUAAGUGUGUGUGUGUGUAUGCACUUAUCUGUGCACACAUAUAUGUUUUAUAUAUAUACACCAUAUAUAUACACACACACACACACAUAUAUAUAUAUAUAUAUAUAUUCAUUCAAUCGUAUACCCACACAUUUACUGUAAUUGGUAACACACUGGAGUUAAAGACUUUCACUUUGCUACUAAGUCUUUUUCUCAGACAAAGCCUAGAGCAGUACUCUGCGGCAACAAAAGAAGUGCCUUUGAAAGAAUUAUCCUGGAAAUGUUUUACAUGUUGGUGAAGCAUUUCCUUUGCUAGAGGGUUGGAUUAUGUUGCUAAAUCAGCAUUUACCAGACUUCAUCUCCGUCUCAAUCCGGUUCACCACAUAUGCCUACUGUAUAAAGAGACUUGACUGGGCACUCUUGUGGAGUGCAGGGGAAGCUGGAGGGUAGAUGGGCACUCCCAAGUUCUUCAAAGGUGAACAACGAAGAAAGGGAAGCAAAUGUAAUUACAAUCUCUUAGGAGACCUUAAGCUCAUUGGGAUAUAACUUCCUCUAGACUGUAAGCUCACUGUAGGCCGGGAAUGUGUCUACCAACUCUGCUUUAAUCUCCCAAGAGCUUAGUACAGUGCUUUGCACACAGUAAGUGUUCAAUAAGUACCACAGUUUGAGACAGGAAUUGGAAGGGAGACUCUAGAAUAGUUAUGCUACAUUGGAAAAAGGCAACACUGGCCUUCUUCAGUUGUUUAAGAAGGACUUCCUGGCCACCGCCCACCCCAAAGGCCCCUCAGUCACACCAAUGGCAGGGAAGACUCCACAGCCAACAGAUUCCCUCCCCCUUCUCCCUAGUCCAGGAACUCUCACAGACGAACCCACUUCAUCAUGGCAGGGUGGUGCUGGAUGGGAUGAGGAAAGGCAAGAAUAAAACCCAACACUACUGUUCCCUUUGAAAGCAUUUUUUUCAUCCUUAAAGUUGUCUUAAGUAAGUGAAAAAUCAUUUUCUGAUUCUAGAAAAGUGAAAUAGAGAUUGGGGACAGUGCAUUUAAAAGCCACAAUUUUUUUUUCUUUUUCAGAACAAAUGGGCUUGGGUAACGGCAAUCUUACAUUUUGAAAACAUUUACAUUGUAAAUGUGACAUUUACUGGGCUGUGUGUGCACACACUGGAUCGGGGGAGUGGGGGGGUUAAUCGCAAACCAGGAUGCUUACACUAAUGAGGACUACUACUGAGAAGAGAGAGCCGAAAGAAAUCAAGGGUAAAUUUCCCAUUGACCUCUCUGCAGGUUCCUGGGGCUGUGUCUGGGGCAAGGGAUUUAGGGAAGAAGGGGCAGCAGGAAGUCAGCUGGCAAACUGAAGGACGGACAAUUGGCAGUUUUCAGACAGGUAUCACUUGUGGAUUAGUCAUUUCUGUAUACUCAACCUUUUAAGGGGGGGAUGAUUCUGUUGCCUGUUUUAUUUUCUGCAAACUUCUUGAGAAUUUUGUUGUCCACAGGAAUGUUGCUUUUACUGCUUCUUCCUCCCUCCCCUCCAAAUUCCACUCCCUUCCCACUCUGGGGGGUGCUUACCUGCCAUGGCCAAGUGGUCCAGGCCCUCUGUCCACUUACAGUUCACCUGCACAGGCCCGGACUGAGACACACCCCUCCUCUCUGAUCAGAGGGAAUUCUGGCAGAACCGACAGGAGAAUAGGUAGGAGAAGCAGGUGUGGAAACCACAGAAAGCAGUCCUUUAAAUCAGCAGUGGCAAAAGGGCCAGGGAAUGGGGCUGGGUCUCGAGUUCCUUUUACGUGACAACCUGCAGCGCUAAGGAAAGUGCAUGGGGGCCCCAGGAGCCAGCGGAUUAGCCAAAAGUGGCCACAUUUUCUCACGAGCAAUUUACCUACUCACACAAGGAAGCAGAGAGGCAGGAAAUCUCGAACGACCAGGUCCCGGGAAUGGCAGGGCUUGAGGAAAAGUGCACUCUAGACUGUCUGUUCUUUUCCCUAGAUGAAGGUAGUACAGACUUAAUAGCAACAAGUAAAAGAGGAACAGAUAAGACCCACAAGCCCGAGCGCUAGGAUCUUAACUAAAGAGGAAAGGGUGAAGCAGCAUCACCUUCUGUCUGCCACUUGGAGGCAACUGUCAGUCAGCGGGUCCUUGAUGGAUUCCGCUCAGACUGAGGGAAUGUUUCAGAAAGUGUGAGAUGAGAAAGUCCUGGCUGUUCAAAUGGACCUUCUCUCUACUGUUCUGUGAGGCUUCACGCCAAUUGGCAGCAAAAUAAACUCUUGGGAUUUUUUUUUUUUAGCUGAGGAAGGGGAAGGGUGCAGAAAAGGAUGGGGAGGAAGGUGAUCCCCUCCCCCACAAAAUGAUGGUUCUCCCAGUAGGAUGGGUACAACUAAAAAUGCCCUCAGAUCACUGGCCUUCCCUUAAAACAGAAGUCCCCUCUAAAACAACCCCAACCCCAGAAGCUGUACCUAGGUCUAGGCUUGUACUCACCAAAAGACAGGCCAGCUGUGGAAAUUCACCUGGAAAAAGAGAGAGUGAAGUCUGUCUUCCGUCCUAUGACACAUUCAAAGCAGAAGCCGGAUACUGCAGCUGUCUUGCUGGGAGGUGGGCUCACCCUACACAUUUUUGACAGAAGGGUCUGGACCAUUCCUGCUAUUGAUGUCUGCUUUUCUCUGCUGUGAAUUCAUAUUUUGAGAAUGAAAAUGUUCUUUUGAUAUUUAUUUUUUCAUCAGUUUGAUAGGGAAGAAAGCAUUCUGAAAAAUCACCAUUUGUUGUAAUAGUAAAUUUAAUAGAUCCGUAAAGAUUAGAUCGGAUCUGUGUCAAAGUGAUUUGUAAUAAAAAUUGGUAAUAGAUAAAGCAA